AUGGCGAGAUCACUAUUAUGGGGGGCGGCACUGGCCGCCACGGCAUUGACGAGAGGGGCAUUGGCGGUGGACGUGCUCAAGACUUCAGGCUUCACCAACUGUCAGACAGAUUCUGCGAUCCAGGUCAACAAGGUCGACAUUGAGUACAACAAGGCCGCCGGGACCGUCACAUUCGACGUGUCCGGCUCCAGCAGCAAGGAGCAGAAGGUCAUGGCCAAGCUGAACGUGACAGCCUACGGCAUCGACGUCUACUCGAACCAGUUCAACCCGUGCGAAAAUGCCACCUACGUAGAACAGCUGUGCCCAGUACCGUCGGGCACGUUCUCGGCCUCGGGAUCACAGGAGAUUUCCUCCGACUACGCCAGCCAGAUCCCAGCCAUCGCUUUCCAGGUCCCCGAUAUUGCGGCCGUAGCUACACUCGAACUUGUGGCUAUCGACUCGAACGAGGACGUUGCAUGUAUCACUUCCGAAAUCUCGAACGGCAAGACCACCGAUGUCCCGGCAGUCACGUACGUCGCGGCCGCAGUCGCCGGUAUGGCUCUGUUGAUGGGAGGAGCCACAGCCGCAAGUUCAGCUAUUGCUGGUGGCGCCGGAGCCGGAAGUGUGGCCCCGAGCCCCAGUUUCGUUGAGGUUUUCGGCUGGUUCCAAGGCAUGGCCAUGAACGGCAUGUCGGCUGUCUCACUGCCGCAGGUCUACCGAAGCUACUCCAAGAACUUCGCGUUCUCGGUUGGCCUCAUCCCGUGGACCAAGUUGCAGAUGUCAAUUGACGACUUCCGGGCUGCCACCGGUGGAAAUCUGACAGAGGACAGCGUGCAGUUCCUGCAGAAUGCUACGCUUGUGUUCAACGAUGGCUCAACCGAGUCUCUUGCUGACGACUCGUCCUCGAAGUUCAAGCGUGCUAUGUAUGCUUUCGGCAAGCUUGCGGCUCGGGAAAUCAACACCAGCGUCAACGAGACCGAUUCCGCCGGCUCCGAUGACAGCGGCGUCGAGACUCAGGUGCGAGUGGCCGUGAGUGGCAUCAAGGCCUACGUCGAGGAGCUGAGCAUUCCGUCCUCCAACACGUUCAUGACCGUCCUGCUGAUUGUCGCCAUUGUCAUCGCCUCUAUCGCCGUCAUCAUUCUUCUCGUCAAGCUCAUCCUGCUCUUGUACGGCACAUGGGUUCUGUACUGCAUAUUUCAGUUCACCACUGGCGAUUCGUGGGCUGCCAAGACCUUGGCUGGUGUGACACUUGCUCUCUUCACCGGCGUCCUGGCUUUCUUCGGAUACAAGAUCUUCACCACCGCGAAGAAGCUCAAGGAGGUGAACGGCGAUGCCAGUCAGUUGUACGAGAACAAGGACAUUUGGAUCAAGUACAGCCUGUUCUACGAGAACUACAAGAAGGACUACUGGUGGAUCUUUGUUCCCACCAUUCUCUACAUGCUGGCAAAGGGAAUCAUCUUGGCCGCUGGCGACAACCACGGAAUGGCCCAGAGCGUUGCCCAGCUCAUAGUCGAAGCUCUGAUGCUCUGCCUUCUUCUCUGGAACCGACCCUACGAGCGCAAAUCGGGCAACGUUAUCAACAUCACCAUCGCCGUGGUUCGUGUUCUCUCCGUUGCCUGCAUUCUCAUCUUCGUCGACGAGUUUGCCGUUUCCGAGACAACAUCUACCGUGACUGGCGUGGUCCUCAUCGCUAUCCAGGCCGCCCUGACUGGUGUUCUGGCCAUUCUGAUAGCCUGGAACGCUAUAAUUGCCAUCUGCAAGGAGAACCCUCACCGCAAGCGCAGAAAGGAGAUGGAGAAAAUGCGCGACCUCGACAACCUUACUCCUCUCGACGCCCGCAACUCCCUGUUGCUGGACCGCAAGGUCUCCCAUUCCGACUCGGACAACUUUUCCGUAGCCAAGACAAAGUUCGACACCAAGGAGAGCUACCGGCCUCUGAGCCCGUCGGGCGACGACCAGAGUCACGCCAACCUCGUCUCGCAUGCCGCACCACCAGGUGGCUACGAAGACCACUCGGCAGCGCCAGCACCGUAUGCCGACAACUCGUAUGGGCAUGGGCCUUACAGUCAACCAAGUGGCUAUAGCCAACAAACCGGCUACGGUCAACAGACGGGCUAUGGCGGUGGGUACAACAGUGGGUACAAUCGGGGUUACUAA
This is a messenger RNA of Diaporthe citri, 2136 nucleotides long. RefSeq lists its product as uncharacterized. The record is from RefSeq and is a predicted model, not a curated record. The coding region runs from base 1 to 2136 and encodes 711 amino acids. NCBI's taxonomy places the organism in Eukaryota, Fungi, Ascomycota, Sordariomycetes, Diaporthales, Diaporthaceae. The transcript is spliced from 4 exons. Gene Ontology annotation, biological process: fungal-type cell wall biogenesis; transmembrane transport.